This is a messenger RNA of Malurus melanocephalus (red-backed fairy wren), 782 nucleotides long. RefSeq names its product aquaporin-2-like. The transcript has 3 exons. The record is from RefSeq and is a predicted model, not a curated record. Lineage: Eukaryota; Metazoa; Chordata; Aves; Passeriformes; Maluridae. Gene Ontology annotation, molecular function: water channel activity. Gene Ontology annotation, cellular component: plasma membrane; apical plasma membrane. Gene Ontology annotation, biological process: transmembrane transport. The coding region runs from base 57 to 719 and encodes 220 amino acids.
GGACACGGCGGGAGGUGGGGACAGAGGACACUCCUGGGUCAGCGCUGGGAGCCUCCAUGAUGUGGGAACUGCGUUCCAUCGCCUUCAGCAGGGCGGUCUUGGCGGAAUUUUUGGCCACUUUGGUCUUCGUCCUCUUCGGGCUGGGCUCGGCGCUCAACUGGCCAUCAGCACCGGCGCCCAGCACGCUGCAGAUCGCGCUGGCCUUCGGGCUGGCCAUCGGCACGCUGGUGCAGUCCUUGGGCCACGUCAGCGGUGCCCACAUCAACCCCGCCGUGACGCUGGGCUGCCUGCUGGGCUCGCAGCUCUCGCUGCUCCGAGCCCUGUUCUACGUGGCGGCGCAGCUGCUGGGUGGCGUGGUGGGUGCUGCCAUCCUGCACGAGAUCACCCCGGCUGACUCGCGCCAGGGACUGGCCAUCAACAAGAUCCGUUACACCGGCUGCUCCAUGAACCCCGCCAGGUCCUUCGCCCCCGCCGUCGUCGUCGGAGAUUUCACCGACCACUGGGUGUUCUGGGUGGGUCCCCUGAUCGGGGCCGCAGCAGCUUCCAUCCUCUACAACUACGUGCUGUUCCCGCAGAGCAAAACCCUCUCGGAGCGCUUGGCCAUCCUCAAGGGCUGCGAGCCCGAGCAGGACUGGGCCGAGCGCGAGGUCCGGCGGCGCCAGUCCGUGGAGCUGCACUCCCCCCAGACCCUGCCCAGGGGGAUGUCCGAGAAGGUGUAGCCAAACCAUCCCUGGGCCGAGAGAGGAGCUGGACACCUCUGGUGUGGUUCUAGCGCUUGUCCA